Molecule: messenger RNA, 514 nt
Organism: Rhodotorula graminis WP1
Lineage: Eukaryota; Fungi; Basidiomycota; Microbotryomycetes; Sporidiobolales; Sporidiobolaceae
Exons: 5
Coding region: 1-393 (130 amino acids)
Biological process (GO): protein import into mitochondrial matrix
Cellular component (GO): PAM complex, Tim23 associated import motor
Source: RefSeq, a predicted model, not a curated record
AUGGUUCCUCCAUCCUCAUCAGGUUGCGCCUUUGCCACCAUCGAGGCCGACCCGACCAGCACCAUCCUCGGGUUCGAGCCCGUCGUCAUCUACGGCGCCGCCACCCUCGGCUGCGUCGGCCUCGGAUGGCUCGCAGGCCCGACCGUCGGCGGCGCACUGUGGCGCUUGACCCACCGCCGUGUCAAGGGCGCAAUCGAGGCAAAGGACAAGGACUUCUUCCGCCACAUCUCGCGGUGGCGAGCCGACCCGUCGCGGCAGUCUGCCGCCAACCCGUCUCCCGACUACUACGCCGAGAAGGUCGGCUCGCUGCAACAGUACCGCACCUGGCUGCGCGACCAGGCGUCGUUCAAGCGCAAGGCUCAGUUUGGCCAGGGCAAGGACGCCGUCUACUGAGCUGACGAGGACGAGGGCGGGAGAGUCGUCGAGCGGGAGAGUGGAGCCGAAGAGGAGGAGGAGGAGCAACUCGUCGUUUCGUCGCCGUGCAACUGUACAUGUCGCUCUCUCUCUCUCUGUC